This is a messenger RNA of Fusarium vanettenii 77-13-4, 1230 nucleotides long. RefSeq lists its product as uncharacterized. The transcript is spliced from 4 exons. NCBI's taxonomy places the organism in Eukaryota, Fungi, Ascomycota, Sordariomycetes, Hypocreales, Nectriaceae. The record is from RefSeq and is a predicted model, not a curated record. Bases 1 to 1230 code for a protein of 409 amino acids.
AUGUCGCCUCAUCUUAUCCCUCCUUCUGCCACCGAGGGCCUUCACGAGCUCCUUAAUAGUGCCUGUAGAACUGACCUGCCCUGUGCCAGUGUCACGGUCGUCAGUGCCACAUCCGAGUUGUUUCAUCAAGAGACAGUGUCAAGCAUUGAUCAGGACGAUGAUGGGAAGUUGGUGCACAAACAUGAAUGUGCCGACGAUCGGGUCUACUGGUUCGCCUCUUGCACGAAACUCGUCACGGCCAUCGCUUGUAUGCAGCUGGUGGAGCAGAAAAAGCUCACGCUGGAUGAUGGUAGUCAACUGGAAGGACUUUGUCCCGAGCUGCGAGACGUCAAAGUCCUCGAGAGUGAUGGGUCGAUGACGGAGAAGAACAAGAGCAUCACACUGAGGAUGUUGCUGACGCAUACUUCCGGUUUCGGAUACUCGUUCCUCAAUAAGAAGCUCGACAAGUACAACGAAUUCUCUGGACUGGCUCUGGACAUGCAUCAACCACUGGUAAACCAGCCAGGAGAGCGAUUCGAAUACGGGAUCAAUAUGGAUUGGGCGGGAAUAGCCGUCGAGCGUGCCACGCAAACCAAGCUUGGCGACUACAUGCAAAAGUACAUCUUUGAACCAUCAGGCAUCAAGGACAUGUCUUUUCUCCCAUCCAAGGACAUGAAAGAACGCCUCGCCGGUUUCUGGCAGCGUGACGGAAAAGACGGUCUGAGCCAACGACAAUACCCCCUGAGCAAACCCUUGGUCCCGGAUCAGACGCCGGACAUGUUCCAGAGUGGCGGCGCCGGGCUAUGGGGGACCACACGCGAGUAUAGCAAACUUCUGAGGGUCUUAUUGAACGACGGGACCUCUCCCAUCACCGGAAAAGCCAUCCUCCAGCCCGACAUGGUUAAGUUGAUGUUUGAGAACCAACUGGCUCGAGAUCCUGACUUUGCUCGUACUGGUCUCCCGGCGGUGAAACCUGAGUUGGUGCACCCGGCUGAGGAACUAUAUCCGCUCUGCCCGGGCGGUGAGCCACAAGGAUGGGGCCUUGGCUUCAUGAUCUCACCGGGCGUGACGGGCCGUUCUAAACACACGGCCCAUUGGUCCGGCCUGUCCAACUGCUUUUGGUGGUGCGAUAGGGAAAAGGGGGUGGCAGGGAUAGUUGCAUCCCAGCUGCUCCCCUUUCCCGAUCUCAAAGCAGUGCAGCUCUGGGCAAAUGUGGAGACGGCUAUCUAUAACGGUCUCGAGCAGGACUGA